CAGGAAGCAGGAAGCAGGAAGCAGGAAGCAGGAAGCAGGACACUUUCAAACCCACAAUACAGACAUAUAUCAGCCAUGGCAUCAUUUUUGCGUCGUGCAGGAACCACUCUGCUCCCACGCCAUUCCUCGACUCUCCUUUCUAGGACCGUGAUCGCGCCCGCAGCCCGCCACUUUACAGCCUCGACCUCUUGGCACACAGCAGAGCCAGCAAGCGCAGAAAGCAAGAGUUCACAGGAUUUUAUCGGCUCCACUGCAUCCCACAACGCCAAGGGUACGCCUGAGGCUAUUCUCAAAAAAGCCCUCACCCUAGUCCCGGAGCAUGGUUGGACCACGGCAUCGAUCGCCAAGGCUGCAGAGUCUAUGGGAUAUCCCGCCAUCAUCCAUGGGAUGUUUCCUAAGGGGGGUGCGGAUUUGAUCGACUACUUUCUGCAAGACUGCUUGAAUCGUCUGCCAUUAGAACUGGAGGGCAGAAUGGAGGGAUUGGGCACAAAGGAGAAGAUCAAGUUAGGGACGCUUACAAGGCUAGGAAUGAUUGCGCCCUACAUCGAUCAAUGGCCCGAAGCAUUGGCCAUCAUGGGCCAGCCUAGCAACGUGCCAAUGUCGCUGAACCAUCUGGCAAGGAUUGUCGACGAGAUAUGGCACUUGGCUGGCGACAAGAGUGCCGACAUGAACUGGUACACGAAGCGUGCCUCACUUGCCGCGGUCUACACCACAACAGAGCUAUACAUGACCACGGACAAGACACCCAAUUACGAGGCUACUCAAAGGUUCUUGGAUCGCCGUUUCGAGGAUGCAGCAACAGUCGGCAAGGCCACCAACGAGAUGCUGCAGAUCGCAGAGUUUGGCGCCAAGUCCGUCUUUGGGAUCCUGAACUCGAAGGGAUUCCGCCUCUAGUGGCACAGUACCCCGUCCAUUUCAUUUUUCCGCCAUGCACUCAUCAUCGUCAUCCAGCAAGGCGCAUUCUAACAUCCAUAUCAGAACAAGUAAACGUCAAACGCGAAUAAUUUUUUUAAAAAAAUAUAUGAAAAUAUGAAAAAUACAA
Molecule: messenger RNA, 1042 nt
Organism: Gamsiella multidivaricata
Lineage: Eukaryota; Fungi; Mortierellomycota; Mortierellomycetes; Mortierellales; Mortierellaceae
Product: COQ9-domain-containing protein
Exons: 4
Coding region: 76-894 (272 amino acids)
Biological process (GO): ubiquinone biosynthetic process
Cellular component (GO): mitochondrial inner membrane
Molecular function (GO): lipid binding
Source: RefSeq, a predicted model, not a curated record